AGUCGGAAAGAGUUGAGAGUCACUACACGUGUGCUGCGGUGCAACACACAUUUCUUCUAGAUAAAACUGAUUAGUUUGUUUACUAUAUACAUUUAAGCUAAACAUGACGAAGGUAAAGAAAGAGAAAAGCUUCACUGAAGAGGAGACAGGCGGAACAGAGAAAUCUUAUCAAGAAUUGCUAGCUAAUAUAAAUCCCAUCGCAAACCCUCUGGCAUCGCGAAAACUAAGCAAGAAGCUCUACAAAUGCGUCAAAAAAGCUGCCAAAGUAAAAAAUAUCCGAAGAGGAGUGAAAGAAGUGCAGAAGUUUAUCAACAAAGGAGAGACUGGGAUUGUGGUGUUUGCCGGUGACACUCUUCCUAUUGAAGUAUAUUGCCACUUACCAGUCAUGUGUGAAGACAGAAGUCUACCCUAUGCUUAUGUUCCAUCUAAAGUUGAUUUGGGUUCAUCUGCAGGCUCAAAGCGACCCACCUGUGUCAUCAUGAUCAAACCCCAUGAUGACUAUAAAGAAUCUUAUGAUGAAUGUCUGGAGGAAGUCACAUCUCUACCCAAACCAAUCUGAGGACACUUGUUUAUAAUUUUAAGAGAAUAAUUGUACCGAUCACAUCAGUUUAGGAUCAUUGUGGGGGGAUUCUGCAUUAUUUUUAUCUAAAUCAUAUCAUAUUGACCCCAAACUCUCUAGACUGUCCUGCUUGAAGAUGUUUUCCGUUCUAGAAAACUGAACAAAUCUACGAUUUACGAUUGCUGUGAUGUUCAGUAAAUGGAGCUUUAGUUCAACAUGCCUGUUAUAGGGCAGCGGAUGAAACCUUUGUUUAGUCUGUUGGUAUUUUGCCCCAUGAUCUGUAAUGUUUAAUUGUUCAUCAGUUUUAUUAGUAAUUUUUUUUUUACAGUUUCAAAUGCUUGGUUUGCUAAAAUUGACUUCACAGACCUCCUAAGAGACGUCAAAAUAAAUCAUUUCUUUUUU
Molecule: messenger RNA, 961 nt
Organism: Paramisgurnus dabryanus
Lineage: Eukaryota; Metazoa; Chordata; Actinopteri; Cypriniformes; Cobitidae
Gene: nhp2
Product: NHP2 ribonucleoprotein homolog (yeast)
Cellular component (GO): nucleolus
Molecular function (GO): RNA binding
Source: RefSeq, a predicted model, not a curated record